UUUCUCUCAGCACCGUACCUGAUCACUGCUAGCCAUCGUCUUCCACAAUGAGCUCACCUCAACCACAAGCUCAGCGUCAGCUAUCGCGUCGCCGUGAUGCUCGCAGCCCUUCAAUAGAUUCCUCGGCAUCGCAGUCUCCAGCACCGAACCGUCGUAGACGCAGGGGCGGUCAGAACAGGCAGUUUGCCCCGAAUGCGGACGGUCUGCAAGGCCCGAUGGGUGGGCCAGAAAGGGCACCACAACAGAACAAUGCGAAUGCUCCUGCUGCCCCCCCUAAGGAAGACAGCAAGGGAAAGGAUGAAUCUCUCAAGCUACGGUUGGACCUCAACUUGGAUGUUUGGGUCGAGCUGAAAGCUAAAGUUCACGGAGAUGUUACGCUUUCGCUAUUGGAUAAAAGCUAAAUGACUUCGCUAUGUUGCAGUACUCCGAAGUCAUGAACACUGCAUCAACCAACCGAUACCUUACAUAUCCCCCAUUAGUUUUGCCAUUCUCUGUAGGUGGAGAGAGAGGUCUUGUCGGAUUCUUCUUGCUCUUCAUUAUGAUUGUAUUCGUGACGGACGUUCUCUUCGUUGACUUAAUGCUUUAUAUCGCGCUUUCCUCCUUUUCGCCCUUUCUUGUACUUUUACUUGUGGACCUCUACUAGUACUACGAUGCAAUACCAAGCCUCGUAAUGAC
Molecule: messenger RNA, 675 nt
Organism: Stereum hirsutum FP-91666 SS1
Lineage: Eukaryota; Fungi; Basidiomycota; Agaricomycetes; Russulales; Stereaceae
Exons: 4
Coding region: 48-401 (117 amino acids)
Source: RefSeq, a predicted model, not a curated record